AUGCUCUCGCAGUCAGCGCAGCUUGGAAGACAAAAAGCGGUUCGACCGCCGACUUACAGACUCGAAAACGAGUACAAUCCGGAAGCGAUGCCUCAGUAUUUUCAGAUAUCAGUUAGUAUUAUAGAAGGAAGAAAGUUUGCAUGGACCAAUCCACACUCGUCGAAUUCCUAUGUGAUUCUAAUUUUUGGGAAAAAGAAACAUAGGACUAGUAUUAGGAGACACAUGAUUGAACCCUAUUACAACGAAAGUUUUAUCCUGGAUAUGUACUCCACUAUACAAGUUCUACAACGAACUAAUCUAUGGCUGGCAGUGAUGGAAUUACGGUGUUGUGCGGCGCCUCGGAUCCUGGGCGAGACGACCAUCGACUUGGGGCUUAUAUGGUCUCAGCCAAACCAUCAAGUUAUUCACAAAUGGGCCCAAUUAUACCUACCCCGAGAUCCAUCUCUUGGGCCAGUUGGAUUCUUAAAAUUAAACAUAUCAAUCGCGUUUCGAGGCGAAAUUCAAGUUAUGUCUACCGUCAUGAAAAAUGAAAAGUUAGAAGAGAAUCUUCUUCUACCAUCGGGUUUGGAGCAGCAAUGUGCCAACUACCAAAUAACUAUUUACGAAGCUUUUGGUCUUCCUUGUGGCACCCAGAGCCAGGGUGAGAGACGGUUUGGGAAACCACCGAGUACCUUUGUGAAGGUCACAUUUUGUGGAUUAGUGGCAAAAACAGCUAUUCAGCAUAAAACAUGCAAUCCAGUGUACAGUGAGCAUUUAUCGAUUGUGGAAAUGUUCCCGAAUAUGAAUCGUCUUAUCCGUAUAGAGGUGUGCAGCGCGGAUGGAUGUUUCAAUAAGAUACUAGCUAGCACUCACCUGAAGCUCGAAAAUAUCUCACAUGAUGGUGAAAAUGGAUUUUUGCCAACAUUUGGCCCAUCGUUGCUUCACAUGUACGGAUCUUCAAAUAGUGGUAUUAUAGGCCCUGCAGGAGAAGAAGGUCCCUAUCAUCGCGGUUGUUUACUCGUUGCUCUCAAUACUGUUGUCCCAUAUUACCAGCAAAUAAUUCGGAGCGUUAAUGUGGAACCGGCCAAUCCUAUUCAACAUGAAAAUUUGUGGCAGAUACACGAAUUCUGUUUAUUCUGUCCCAUUCUAGAAGUUUCUAUGCUAGAUCGACGAGUAACAGGAAAGUAUUGUGGUGUGGCAGUAACACUGGGUGAAAUCCCGGCUUCCAGCUCUGGGGAUGAGGAAUUUCUAACAAUGUUGAAAGAAACACGUAUACGAAAACUACACUACACGGGCUGUUUAAAUGUGAAUAAAACACCGCCGUAUGGAUACUUAGACUUCUGCAACUCUUUUCCUGUACUUCAACUUGCUACACGACUUCCAGACUUUAGAUUUAGGAUUUAUAAAAAUAAUAUGCUGCUGGCUAUCGUUCAGGAUCUGGAUGUUGCGGUAAAAAAUAUUGAGCGUAAAUUACAAAGUUACAAUUAUGAAAGUCCUAAUGAACUUUCGGACGAACUGAAUACGGCUCGCAAUGAGGCGGCGUGUAACAUUCUCAACUUUCUGAACUCCACACAAAAUUCGCGGAGCAGCGAAAGUUUAUUACAACAAUGUAACACGAAAUUGGACCAAAAACAACUUGCUUUACAAAUAGAAGAAGUUGUAAGUAAUUUACAAUUGAACUCGUCGGUAUCUAUGCAAUGCGUUACGUCACGAUGCAGUAAAAUAAAUAAGGACAGUCCUUCAGUGACGAGGAAAUCAGUUAAAUUUGUAUUAUUGGAAACAAGACUUAUAACCGAGAGCCUCUGCAAACUUAUUUGUGAUGUGCAGUUACACGGAUGGCCAGAUAUUGUGGUCUGGUUUCUGAAUGAAGGCUCAAGAGUCGCCUAUGCAAAAUUAUCCGUAGAAAACGUCAUAUAUUCUGUAAUCCCCGAGCAAAGGGGUAAAUACUGCGGACGAAUACAAACCUUACAGAUGAAACCCCUGAAAUGUCCAAGUCACGUGAAUUCCACCCACUGCUCUUGUAUUGCUGGAAAGGUGGAAGUGAUAAUGUGGCUGGGAUCGUACCGGCAGCGACCAGUCUUCGAUACUUACAUACCAGCGGGCUACAAAGUGAAGAUUAAAGAUUAUGAUAUGUGUUUGAAAUCUUCAGCAAUGAUGGUAGAAUGUCGAGCUUUUGUUUAUAAAGCUAAAUUACUAAGCAGCGCUUUAGGAGCGAACCCGGCAAAUACGUUUCUCCGUGUCAACAUUUUAACCGCGGCCAAGGAAACCAGGACUAAGAAAAAUACUUUGACGCCGAUGUGGAACCAAGUAUUAAAAGUCCACAAGAUGAUUUUCAUGUCACCAGAACGCCUAACAAGUUGUCCUCCAACAGCAACAAUAGAAGUUAACAAUGUUGAUCCAGCGGGAAAAGUUGAAGUUGUUGGUCGCUUUGACAUCCAGUGUAUUGUUGACGAUAGACAAGACUACGAGUUUGCACCGAGGCUCCAAUGGUGCGGGCUGCACAAAGGGAUCGAAUAUGUAGGCCAAGUAUUCAUGUCCGUCCAGUUAGUGCAGAUUCCUGAACGAUUAAUGAAGACUACAGCAUAUUCAUCAAUUGACGAAUCCAUAACAACUGGCGUUAAAGAUUUGGAUUUGACGGACAAAAUUGAAUCGAUACCUUUAAAUUUGAUUCCUGUGUCUACAUCAUACAAAGUCGACGUAUAUUGGUGGGGUCUUCGUGAUGUGAACAUAACACGAAAACCGUGCGUCAUCUUGGAAAUAGAUGACAUGACUUUAAAAUCGGACGUUAUAGUAGAUAAGAGAGCUAACUGUAACUUUCCAAAUGGACGAGUUUCGCAGACAUUUGAGGCUCCGAUGCAUGAAGCGUACUCUCCUUUGUUGAAAAUACGACUGUACGACAGCAGUACUUUCGGUCGAACUUUAUACCUUGGCACGAAUGUUGUGAAGAAUCUUAAUAAAUAUAUAGUGGACUGGCUUCCAAAGAACGAAAGGGACGCGUCCCUGCAUAGGGCUUCUAUCAUGUCUUCUGAUUUUGUACAAGUAAAUCAAAGUUUAGUUCUAAAGAGGAUAAGUCAGUUAAGAAAUGACUCAUGCCAGAAUGAUAAUAAGCUGUUAAGCAGUGUUGAUUGUAUCAGCGAUUGGCAAACACGUCACUCGGCGUGGAACUGCACUUGCUGCAGAGGAGAGCCCGAUGAAGAAGAAUAUACAUUGCUCCCAUUGAUGUCUAGCAAUAACAAAACAUAUUUGACUAAAUCUUCAUCUUCUGAGCAAAAGGAUUGGUGGACUAGAUAUUUGUACUCACAGGAGUUACAGAUAUACGAUUCGGAAUUGGAACUGCAACCGCAGUUUUCAAAGUUUAGGGACUGGUGUACGACGCUAAAGCUUUAUAACGGCAAGAAGAGUGGAAUUCGUGAGAAAGAUGAGCAGAUGUACUGUGGUCUUUUAAAAGCUGGCCUGGCCAUCUACAGGUGGCCACCGCCUGAUAAUACUGAUGCAGUUAGCCUGAGCGGAGUGGAUUUAAAGAAGGGAUAUUUUGAUGAUCAUCCCAACAAUGAUCCAGCAAAGUUCUUGGUCAGGAUAUAUAUUGUAAGAGCGAUGAAUCUUAAAACAAAGGAGCUAACGGGAAAGUCGGAUCCUUAUACAGUAGUCAGCUGUGGCAAGAAGCAUUUCGGAGACCGCUCUAAUUACAUUCCGAAUACGUUAAAUCCUGUUUUUGGAAAAAUGUAUGAGUUGCGAUGUAACUUACCAGAAGAUUAUCUGGUCACCGUCUCAUUGUAUGACUAUGAAGCGAUUCCUCCAGAUGAACUGAUCGGCUUCACAACAAUAGAUCUGGAAGAUAGAAUCUACUCACGCCACAGGGCUCGUGUCGGUUUAGCAAGUAAAUUCAGAUUGAGUGAACCAUUUAAAUGGCGCGAUAGUGUUAAACCAUCAAAGAUUCUCGAAGAACUGUGCGUAAAGAAUCACAUUCCACCACCUGUGUUUCCUGAUGCAUCCACUGUAUUGGUCAAUGGAGUCAAAUAUGUCGAUAAUAGCCAGCAAGAUAGAAGUUAUGUAUCAUCUAUAGAACAAAGAGAAAAUCUAUGUCUCAGCAUUCUACAUCAGUGGCACACUAUACCAAUAUGCGGAUAUCAUUUGGUGCCUGAUCAUGUUGAAACUAGAGUUUUGUAUAAAGAAGACAAGCCUGGUGUGUGUCAGGGCACACUGCAUAUGUGGGUCGAUAUAUUUCCACUGGACUGCGAAACCUCGAUCCCGCCAGCAGUAGAUAUCACCCCUAGAAGCGUGGAGGAGUUUGAACUGAGACUCACUAUUUUAACUCUGCGAGAUGUUGAUGUGUGCAACUGCCCAGACAAUUUGGAGCUGUAUUCAAAAGUCUCCUAAGAAAAGAGAUGGGUCCAUUUACAGAAUACGAAGAGUGCAUGGCACCCAUAUUAGUUAUACAGUUAAUGAAUAAUCAAGAUCCUAUUGAAGAUUGUAUUGGUA
Molecule: messenger RNA, 4458 nt
Organism: Zerene cesonia (dogface butterfly)
Lineage: Eukaryota; Metazoa; Arthropoda; Insecta; Lepidoptera; Pieridae
Product: otoferlin-like
Exons: 27
Coding region: 1-4356 (1451 amino acids)
Biological process (GO): plasma membrane organization
Cellular component (GO): membrane
Source: RefSeq, a predicted model, not a curated record